CAUUAACAAAAUGGAAGAAAACAAAAGUCAAAACAUCGUUCAAUUUCUGAGUGAUGGAUGUUUACGUGUCUACUGUCACGAAGAUGUUUUGAUAUACACAAAAAAUACAUCGGAGAAACAACAUCUCCCUCGGCCUCUGAUUUUCCUAAUGCCCGGCAUACCAUCAUAAUCAUAAAUGGCAUGGUUCGCGGACCUCGCCGGGAAGGCGGAGAGCCUCCUUAAUAACCUGGAUGAACAGACUGGCGCGGCUUUGCGUAAUCAUAACGUUACUAAGAAAAGAUUUGACGGUAGUGGAACAGAAUUUGGUGUCUCACACGCAACCGAGACUAUUUGGACGCCAAGGAAGAGGCCUGUGUCACGUACAAUAAAAAAAGCUGCGCCAAUCCCUGAUACUGCUAAGUCUGUCUACUCUCCUAGUCGGAAAUCUUCACCUACUUCCCACCACCACCACCAAUCCCGCGCGCCAGCGAAGGAAUAUCAGGACUCCUCACGAAAUGGUUCCGUAAAGUCUAAAAAGUCUCCAUCGAGGAAGGCCAGUCCACAUAAACAAUAUAAUCUGGAUCAUUGUCCCAAGACAUUAGUUGGCGAUGUCAAGGAUAAUGAAAUAUUUGAUCACUUCGGUUUGAAACAACGAAGCUUCAGUUUACCAGCAGACUUGGAAAUACUGAACGGGGAAGAAUGGACAUACAAGAUGCAGAACAUGGAAGUGGAGAAUGCGAUGCUGAAGAACGAGCUGAACGUAAUGAACCGUGAAGUAGCGGAACUACUGGAUAGGUUACGCAAGACGGAGGAUGGUAAUGAUGUAGAUAGCUCAGAAGUAACAAAAAGCCGAAUCAAACAGGAAACAACAGAGGUUUUGAACCACCGACUAAACUUGGAGAAGCAAUCCCUAUCAUCUCAAGUGGAACUCCUGUCAGUUAAGAUACAAGAACACACGAAUGCUGAAGUGUCCAAGUUUAAAGACUACAAUCAGAGACUGGAAUCAGAGAAUAUAGUUUUGAAAAACAAAAAUGCUGAGUUGGAAGAAAAGUUUAAAGCUUUACAAGAUGCCACAAAAGAAAGAGAUGCUCUGCAGACUAAAUUAGAAAAUGACUACAGACACGCACAAUCCACUAUCACUGAACUACAGGAGAGCUUGCAGAAAACCAGCGAGGAGUGCCGGAGGUUAGAGAAGGACUGGGAGGCGUAUAAAUUAAGAGUCAAGAAUAUGUUACAGGCUAAAGACAAGGAAAUUAAGAAAUUGCAGGAGGGCUUGAAUGUUAAUGACGACACUAAAGUGCUGAUGGAACAGAUGACUCAUUUGAAAGAGGAACGCGACGAGUUACAAGACGCGGUUGCACAUGUACGAUCGGAGUGUGCGGACAUGAAGCUGUACCUACAGCAAGUGGAGACGCGGAACAACGCGGCCGAGCGCGUGGUCACCGCGCUACGUGACGCGCUCAGAGACGAGCGUGCCGCCAGGAACAGAGCCGAGGGCCAGUGUGUCUCUGUAGCCAAGGAAAUGAAAACCUUACAAAUGGAGACGGGACAAACAAUAGCCAGUUUACGCACAGCCUUACGUGACAAAGAAAAUGAAUUAAACCAUAUACGUGACACGGCAUCCACGGUCCGCACCGCAGACACUAGUGCGUUAAACGUCGCAGAUUAUGACGUCAUGCAAGAUAACAUAGACAGUGAGAAAGUCAACUAUUUGACCCAAACACUCGUGCAGAGACAAGCGAAGAUCGACACCUUACUGGCCGAAAAUAAUGUGCUUAGAAUACAGUUGGAUAAAUUAGAAACAAAAUUGAAAAGCGAAGCAAGCCGCGGGAAUCGGAGCUCCAACUCGAACUCGAACUCGCACAGCGUUGUUCACGUACAAGAUGGCGAUUCCCGCCGAAAUCGGCCUCACGCCGCCAACACGCUGUCGGCCCUGGUACUGAGGCUCGGCGUCAUGGUCAAACGAUAUCCUGUCGUCAGGCUCUUCGUUAUUUGUUAUGUUAUCUUUCUGCACGUGUGGGUCCUCACUGUUCUGUUCACAAGCACGCCGGAAGACUACAUCCCACCAUCCAAAUCCUGAAAAUUUGCCCUCAAAGUGGUCACAAAUUAUAUCUGUACAAUAUAUUCCAUUAGAAUGUAUACCAAUAAAAAGACUAGUUAAGUUAUUCGACAUACAUUUCAGUAGAAAAGUUUGAGAAGCAAUAAAUGAUACAGCUUUAAAAAACAGCGUAUACUAAUUUAUGCGGAUGAUUAAUGUAAUAACGUUUUUGAAAACGUUUUUCAAACGAACGGUGAUCAGCAGUCAAAUAUUGAUUUGGCUGCUGUGUUAAAAUUAAUGGAUUAUAUGAUAUGUUGACAAAGUUAGGCGGAUAAUACAUUAGUUAAUUGAUUUCUUAUCAUACUUUUACUUAAAAUAAACAUAAGAUGUGCGCUGCGACUAGACACCGAAAUAUCAAACUUUUCUUUGAAAUAAAGACUCCUUUCUUGCACAAAUUUUCAGUCAGUAUUAUUUUAAUAUAAAACCUAUCGCAACAUGCUUUCUACAUAAUGUAUUGUCUGCCUCACAAGCUUGUGUUCUAGAAUGAUAUUCAAACAUUGACAGUUUGAAAAUUAUUCACAAUUUGAAUUUCGUUCUAGAAUACGCGCUUUGGAGCCCGUUCUCACAGGCGUUUUUUACGUCCAUGUAUGCAAAAGGUUCGUAUGUUCUAUUAAUUCCUUUUAUAAUUUUACCAACUGCCCUUUAACCCGACCGACAUAACGCUUUUCUCUUUAAAUAUAUUUGUUCUAUUUGAGCGUAUUUUUUACGUGCGUGAAAAUUACGCCCGUGCGAAUGGGCUCUAAGGAAACAAUUUUUAUGAAGUAAAAAUACGAGUAUUUUUGUAAUUGCCAGUCGUAACGUUCCAAAUGUAUUAUUUAGUCAUAAAAAUUGUAAUUAGUAUUGUAUUAGUCUAAUUUAUUUUCAUGAUUAGUAUCCUGAUUCGUGGUGCUAAGUGAAUGUGAAAACAUGUAAAAUUACUGUGUAUAAUAUUGUAAAUACAUCGAAUCUCGCCAGUGCUAUAAUGAAAUAAUAUAAUUGGCCAUAAUAAUGUACCUUUACUGUUGUUUUUUUUCUGUAAUUUCUACUGUUAUCUGAGGGCACGGCAGUGCCCCAGCCAUCUUAUUUUUUUGGUAGCUAUCAAAUUUAUUUUGUGAAUGUUUUAUUUUGCCGGCGGGAAUUUGUGCCGAAUAAAGUGUUUAUUCUGUGAAA
Helicoverpa zea (corn earworm) is the source of this 3226-nucleotide messenger RNA. It is a transcript of the gene Golgin84, whose product is annotated as golgin subfamily A member 5. Gene Ontology annotation, cellular component: Golgi membrane; Golgi cisterna. Bases 176 to 2059 code for a protein of 627 amino acids. Gene Ontology annotation, biological process: Golgi organization; retrograde transport, vesicle recycling within Golgi. Lineage: Eukaryota; Metazoa; Arthropoda; Insecta; Lepidoptera; Noctuidae. The transcript is spliced from 9 exons. The record is from RefSeq and is a predicted model, not a curated record.